This is a messenger RNA of Phoenix dactylifera (date palm), 945 nucleotides long. Its product is annotated as chaperone protein dnaJ 11, chloroplastic. The record is from RefSeq and is a predicted model, not a curated record. Lineage: Eukaryota; Viridiplantae; Streptophyta; Magnoliopsida; Arecales; Arecaceae.
GGUCUCGCAUCCUGUCGCCGAACCCAUCGCCCCCGCCUCCGGGAUUUAUUUAGAUGACUGCUCCGAUGAUCGCCUCGCCCUCCCAGUUCCUUGGCCUACGGAUCGCCCCUCCUCUCCCGCGCUUCGCUGCUCCCACGUCCCCUCGCUCUGCCACCUCCCUCCGCUCGCCGGGCAUCUCCGCCGCGUACACCGCCGCGGCGGAGCGCCGGCCCGCCGACGCCCUCUCCCCGGCGGCGCCAUCGCCUGUCGCCUCGCUCUACGACGUGCUGGGCCUCCCCGCCGACGCCACCGGCCAGGAGAUCAAGGCCGCGUACCGGCGGCUGGCGCGCGCGAGCCACCCGGACGUGGUGGCUACCGACCGCAAGGGCACGUCGGCCGACGAGUUCAUCCGCAUCCACGCCGCCUACUCCACCCUCUCCGAUCCCGACAAGCGCGCCGACUACGACCGCAAGCUCCUCCUCCUCGGCCGCCACCGCCGGACCGUUCGCCGCCCGACGACGCAGCCGUCCUCCUCCUGGGCUUUCUCCCGCUCCCCGUCCUUCCCCGGCUACGGCCGUCGGACCUGGGAGACCGACCAGUGCUGGUAGAUCGGCCGAUCGGGCCAGACCGGUGGAGCCGUCCGAUGGGAUUCGGACGGAAGGAUCUAAUCCUUUUUAUAGGUCCCAAUUUUAGCGGUAGAUCUGUAGCCACGUGCGGGCGCCGGAGCCGUGAGAUGAUGUCGUCGGUCUUUGGACGGAUCUAGUAGGCUAAGGUGGCGAGUGUGGAUGGAAGCUCAACAUAGUAUAAAGCUGCCACGACCACCUUCUUCUUCUUCUGAUUUCUUUUGGUAGUUGCUUGCAAAAAAACUUCCCGGUUCUGUAACCCUUCCUCAUCUAUGAGAUUUGAUAUAUGAGAUAUACUACUAUUAACAUAACGUAGUACAAAAAAGAGGUGCUUAAUUCUUCU